AUGAAGUUUGGGAAGGAGUUCAAGAAACAAAUGGUGCCCGAGUGGUCAGAAGCCUACAUGGAUUAUAAUGGCCUCAAGAGGAUAUUGCGAGAGCUAAGAGAGUACAAGCAAAGUAAGCAGCACCCUGCUGUGACAUCUUUUAGAGACUUUGAGCAGAAACUGCUUCCUGACGGAACAUUGAAUGGAGGAGAGGAAGGAGGAGAAAUUGAGGUGACAUUCUUUAGAAAACUUGACGAAGAGCUCAACAAGGUCAAUACAUUUUACAAGGAAAAAUUGGAGGAGGUGAAGCAGGAAGCAAGUCAGUUGAAUAAACAAAUGGACGCUUUGGUUGCACUGAGGAUUAAGAUGAAGAUUCCGCAUCAACAUGGCUCAAGUUCAGGGAGGCGUGACAAUGUUGAUUCUCCAAUGCCUCUUACAAGGAACACAAAUGCACCUGAUACUUCAGGAUCAGGAUCAGCAAGAACCAUGCCCCCCUCAGUUGCUGAUCCACCACAUGCUAACAUUUCUAGAAGUGAUAGCAGAGAGGUGUUGCAUACCUAUGACUAUAGCCAAGAUCCUCUGGAAAUUCUUGAGGGUGUGAGAAUUAAUAAUACACUAGAAUCUUCAAUAUCAACCAUCAAAGGUAUUUUUAAGGACUCAAAAGAAGAGCAGUUGAGCUUUGAUAAAGAGGAGCUGAGGAGAGCGGAAGAACGACCAAGGAUGGCAUUUAUUGAAUUUUACCAUAAGCUUCAACUUCUAAAGCACUACAGUUUUAUGAACCUCUCUGCAUUUUCCAAGAUUAUGAAGAAGUACGAAAAGUCCUCAUCAAGGAGAGCAUCCAGGUCAUACAUGCAAAUAGUAGACAACUCUGAUCUUGGAAAUUCUGAUGAGGUUACUAACCUCAUGGAGAGGGUGGAGGCUACCUUCAUCAAGAAUUUUUCACACUCAAAUUGUAGAAAAGGUAUGAAGUUACUGAGGCCAAAAGCAAAACGAGAGAAGCACAAAGUAUCGUUUUUAUCGGGUUUCUUUUCUGGCUGCUCAAUUGCUCUACUGGUUGCUAUUGUAUUAAGAAUACAAGCUCGAAAAAUAAUGAAUAAGAAGGAGGGCACACAGUAUAUGGAAAACAUUUUCCCACUUUACAGUUUAUUUGGAUACAUUGUCCUACAUUUGCUCAUGUAUGCUGGCGAUAUAUACUUCUGGAGGCGUUAUCGGAUAAACUAUCCAUUUAUAUUUGGUUUCGAGAAAGGAACUGAGUUGAGUUACCGAGAAGUUUUCCUUCUCAGCACUGGUCUUGCAGUACUUGCAUUGGCGUUCCUAGCAAACUUACACUUGGAAAUGGACUCGAGUGGUAAACAUUACAAGACAGUCAAUCAGAUGAUUCCUUUGGGCUUACUUAUUUUGAUCCUUGUCGUCACCUUCUGCCCUUUCGACAUCCUAUACCGUUCAAGUCGUUUCUUCUUCACUCGGACCUUAUUCCGCUGCAUAUGCGCCCCUCUUUACCCGGAGACAUUCUCAGACUUUUCCUUGGCAGACCAGCUUACUAGCCAGAUGCAAGCCUUGAGGAGUUUUGUGUUAUACAUCUGCUACUAUGGUUUGGGAGAAUAUUCAAGGAGGCAAAGCAAGUGCCAUGAGCACGGCGUCUACAAUACUUUGUAUAUUGUUAUUGCUGUCAAUGUCAUACCAUUUUGGAUGCGCUUCCUGCAGUGCAUUCGUCGACUGUGUGAAGAAAAGGAUUUGAAGCACUUGUGCAAUGGUUUAAAGUACUUUUCGACGAUUGUUGCAGUUAUCGUAAGAACUGUUUAUGAGCUGAAAAAAGGAAAGACAUCCUGGAUGGUGUUAGCUUUGAUCAGUUCUGCUGUUGCAACAAUGAUGAAUACAUAUUGGGACAUUGUAGUAGACUGGGGACUUCUACAAAAGCGAUCAAAGAACAAAUUUUUGAGAGAUAGACUUCAAGUUUCACAGAAGAGCGUGUAUUUUGCAGCUAUAGUCUUGAAUGUAAUACUCAGACUUGCUUGGAUGCAGUUGGUGUUGGAAUUUAGAUUGCCAUCCCUUCAUAAAAUGACAGUAACAACCAUCUAUGCCUGCCUAGAGAUCAUUCGUCGUGACAUGUGGAGCUUCUUCAGGUUAGAGAAUGAGCACCUAAACAAUGUAGGUCAGUACCGUGAGUUCAAGUCGGUCCCUCUUCCUUUCAGUUACAAUGGCGAGGAGGAUGAUUGAACAUUAACCAAUUUAGCUCCUUCAAACCAUGAAAGUUGAGCUUCCACAAUUCUGUGCCGCAAGCCUUUGGGAACAUGUGGUAAAUUCUUGUCCAUCCCCGAUCAGCAUUGACAGCAUAGGCUCAUAUGAAAAUUGCCUAGCUUGGUCUUUAUUGAUCAUGAACAAC
Messenger RNA from Rosa chinensis, 2362 nucleotides. Its product is annotated as phosphate transporter PHO1 homolog 10-like. The record is from RefSeq and is a predicted model, not a curated record. Gene Ontology annotation, cellular component: trans-Golgi network; plasma membrane; Golgi apparatus. Gene Ontology annotation, molecular function: inositol hexakisphosphate binding. Lineage: Eukaryota; Viridiplantae; Streptophyta; Magnoliopsida; Rosales; Rosaceae. Gene Ontology annotation, biological process: cellular response to phosphate starvation; phosphate ion transport.